Messenger RNA from Betta splendens (Siamese fighting fish), 3163 nucleotides. RefSeq names its product transmembrane protein 222b (gene tmem222b). The transcript is spliced from 6 exons. The record is from RefSeq and is a predicted model, not a curated record. Bases 79 to 630 code for a protein of 183 amino acids. Lineage: Eukaryota; Metazoa; Chordata; Actinopteri; Anabantiformes; Osphronemidae.
CCGGACUUUUUGCGUGCUUGUGAUGUGCUUGAUGGAGCCUAGAGUGGGACUAAUGAAGUUCAUUUUCCACAGCUGGUGAUGGCGGAUGUUGUUGAAAAAGAGACCAUGACAAACUACCACAUAGCGUCAGAGAAGAUCAAUCCCGAGGCCAGUCGCUAUCCGUACUGUAUUGUGUGGACGCCCAUCCCCGUGCUAUCAUGGCUUCUUCCAUUCGUUGGCCACAUGGGAAUCUGUACUUCAAGUGGUGUCAUCCGGGACUUUGCUGGACCUUAUUAUGUUUCAGAAGACAACAUGGCCUUCGGGAGACCAACCAAAUACUGGAUGCUGGACGUUAGCAAGGUCUACGCUAACGGAGCCAACGCGUGGGACACAGCCGUGCACGAUGCCUCAGAGGAGUAUAAGCACAGGAUGCACAACCUCUGCUGUGACAACUGUCACUCACACGUUGCCAUGGCUCUGAAUCUGAUGAAGUAUGAGAACAGCACAUCGUGGAACAUGGUGAACCUCUGCCUCCUCGCCCUGAUCCACGGAAAGCACGUGAGCUGUGCAGGCUUUUUAAAGACCUGGCUGCCGUUCAUGAUGCUGGUGGGUGUCGUCCUCACGGUGGCCCUAGCCUUCAACCUACGGUGACCUAGCAGGCCGGCUAAAGGCACACCAGCAGGUCCGGUGUGGGCUUGACCUUUCAAAGAACCGCGGGGCAUCGCACAGAAUGGAGCGGAAGUAGAGGAUACAGACUAUUCACCUCCAGAAGAACGUUGACCAGGAAAGUCCAGCACCUGCAUACCUGUGCGGCUGAAGCUGGAAAGCCUCACAAAUCCCUUCAGAAAUUUGAGAAGGGCCCCACUCCUCCCUUCCCAACUACCAGGACCACACAUUUAACCCAUUUAGUGGAUUAUUGGUUAUUGAAGCCAUUGACAGAAAGUUUACGACUUGCAAAGUGUAGAUGUCAUAUGUUGAUUUCACAUUCAUGCCUUGCUCUCAUGUUGUAAUGAUCUCACUUUGUAAUGAAGCGUAAUCUGGGGAUUCAGUGCCUCCAGAUUGCCGUUUUAUACCGGGGAGCAGCCACAGGGCUCCGUUUGAUGCCUUUCUAUGGGAAGUCACUGCAUAUCUUGCUUGAUCUAAUGUAGCAGUUUUGAUGCAUUUUUCUAACAACUUACUAAAACUUGUUUCGUAGCAUCUUUUGAAAAUGUACUAGGAUGUGUUUCUCAUGUACCACCUCAUGACUUUAAUACGUUUACAAUCAGCAUCUUCAUGCCUUUAACUACAGAGCAUGAGUGGAGCAACUGUAGCCACCUCAGCCUUCGUAAACACCUACAGAGACGUGAAGCUGUCUGUAGUUUUCUACAUGUGUGCCACUUGGAGAAUGGGGGAACAACUCAAACUGUGUCUUUGAAAAUGGAAUUCGCUCAUUGGUGAAUUAGUUGAUUAUUCAUCAAGUUCAUACUUAGAUGCUUCAUUAGCUCUCACCAAGAGUCGGUGCCUGUAAGUGACCUCUCCUACUGAUCCCUUGUAUAUUUUUAGUUUUGCUGCUGUUUUGGGCUUUUUUUUUUUUUUUUUGACGGGCUUCAAAAGAAAGGUAGUCCCACUUGAUGGUUGGCCCUCGAAAUCCGUUGCCAUGGCUGUGGUGAGCAGAUUCAAAUCCCCUCAUUGUUUGCCAUCAAACUGGGGUGGGGGGGGGUAUGUGGAGUGCUGAGCCCUCUCUUUGUCCACAGCUCCGCCAGAAGCAGCAGGUAGUCAGGAUCCUCAGGUUUUUCACGCUCGCUCACUCGCUCCUGCUGAAUGCCCUCCGUUUCCCCCAGCGCCCGGCCAGCGUCGCUCCCGCUGCUUUCCCACCUCUGCAGAUCAGAUUGGAAGGUCAUCGUGAAAUGUCAGAGCUGUUGAGCGAAGCUUUGAUAUAUACCGGCCGGCGUCCCGCACUAGUCUGAGCAGAUAGCAUUUAGGUGCGAGCUUAAAGUGAGGUUGGUUUUGGGGGGUUUAGUGCGACAUGGGCCUCGCUCCGUUUCCUCGUUGGCCUUCUGUUCCGAGCACAUGCUCUUUUGUUGCCUGUAAAUGUUUGAACACAUACUGUACACGGGUGCUCUUUAUAUACAUUGCAAACUCGGAUCAAUUCUCUUUUGAAUAAUUUACCUUCCGAUCUGCAGUAAAGCAUCUUUGUGCCUGAGUAACCGUAUGAUUGUGUGUGUGUGUGUGUGUGUGUGUGUGUGUGUGUGUGUGUGUGUGUGUGUGUGUGUGUGUGUGUGUCACACACAUGCAGACGGACGGGUGGACAGAUUGUGAUGUGCAUGUCAGCAUGUGUGUGUUGCAUGUGUGCAAGAAUAACGAGCGAUUCGAGGGGGGAAGUAUCGUCUUGAUUAGGGAUCGGCCGAGUUUCACUGCCUAGUGAUUGAUUUCUAUAUGUGCUCCAUAGCUUUCUCCUCGUUUCUUUCAAGGUUUAUGUGAUUGCUAGAAAAUUUGAAUGAAUAAUGAAUAGAAUAAUGUAUUGGUUUUUGGCAUAAGUGAAUUGAUUUGAUGCAGGGAUCCGUGACGUUCUUUUUACCAAUCUUUCAGGUUGAAAGUACAAAAUAAUAGUGUGUCUGUGUAAUUCACUGCUCAUCUUUUUGUUUUCUAAUCUCUGUCAGAUAUGUCUUUGGUCGAUAUUUGUUCUAAAGGGCAUCGCCUUCUGCACAAGUGCUAUUGUCUCCUUCGCAUUUGCUUCUAAAGGUGUUGGUUAAAGGCAAUUGGUUUAAAAAAAAAAAAAAAACUUCAAAUCAUCUGAUGAAACAAAAGUCCAAAUGUCUCUUAUGGGAACGAAACGGGGCCCGCGUCCGCUGCGGCGCCUGUGCAGGAAUGCAGUGAGCGGCGGUGAUGCUGUGCAUGGCGUUAGGUGUUGCCUGCUGCGGUGCCUCGUAUCCAAGAGCCAGGUCCAGGAAUGUGGAGCCCGCGGUCUCGCUGAUUCAGUCCGCUGACAAAAGACAGUUGGGAUGCUAUUAUAAGUGCCACCGUUCAUAUCCACUCCUUCCAAAAACACAGCUUUGUUUUCCUGGUGUCCUCAGAGUAUCCUUUAUGCUGCAGAUCAUAUAACCCCACAGGGAAUUUUAAGCCUUCCAUAUAAGCGACUGUGUGGACUCUGAAUGUUUAUGACUCACCGAUAUAAUACCAAUAAAGAUCUCUAUUAUUUUAUAAA